GAAAAUAGUUGAACAGGAGGAUAGCUUUUGAUCAGUGCUCUUCUUUAUAUAUAGUUAACACUUUACAUUUGUUUAUUGAGGUGAUUGACGAGAUAAGGCAAAUUGAAGACCCAGACAUGGCAAAACGAUCCGAAGGUUUGCUGCUUGUCGUGUUAAUAACCUGCUGUGUUUUGAUGUCGUUGUCGAACGCUAAGCGGAGACCAAAGUCAGAUCGGUGCCUAAAAAUACGUCACGGGAAAAAUUGCACAGACCAGGAUGACAAGAAUAUCACUGAAUGUUGUCUUAAGAAAUAUAAACUGGGCUUUGACGUUUUGCCGUCCAGCUUUAAUCCCUCUGUCGAAGACCCGCCAUCUUGUGCCCUUGACGUGGGUUUGGCUCAAUGCCUCCAGGACAGCAAAUGCUUCCGCAAACCGUUAACCAGAAACCUUCGCCUUCUCAUGUUCAACCAACUGAUUUUCACCAACAGAACAGGACUGUGUACCCGAAAAAACUUUAAAGAACUCUUAGAAGAAGCUAAGACAAAAUCCGGUGCAGAGUUCCUCCAGAAGUUGCAGGCAAUCGAGGAAAUGAAUCGGUUUGAACAAUCAGGAACUCCACCGAAGGCAUUAUUGUUUCGGACGAUAACUAUUUACGAUGGAUUUGACCGUGAAAUUUGCGCUAAAGAAGUGUAUGGGAGAUGUGGCAGUCAAUUCAGCAAAAAAUUAAAGACUAACCCAGGAUACGAUGUACUUAAACUGUGCAGAGUGUUUGCUGAAGAAGGGAGUUGCACAACCACAGAAGCUGAGAAUUUUAAUUGUAAAGAAUCCCGACUCCUCAAACGGUUCAAAGAAAAUUCCCGUGAAGCAGCUUCGGUGGUUUUAAAAGAAAUUUGUCCUUCACCCUGAGGAAAACUCGUCGGUUAUUGAGCUAAGAGAGUUCUGAAAAUAUUAAAUACAAUUUUAGUUCAGCCAAAAUAGUAUCCUCUUAUUGAUAAUGAUAAAGUAAUCAUGGUAAUGAUAUCAAUACUAAUGACAACAACAACAAUCACAGCAACACUAAUGACGACGAUAACAGUCAUGAUUGUAUUCAGGGUAGGAUAACAAUGAAACACUCAGCCCUAUUAAUGGCCACACAGAGGUAAUAUUGAAUCAAUUUUUUUGCAGCAUCGCUGGAAAUUAGCUCUAAAUAUGCUUUCUAAAUGUAGUUAUUGCAGCAUGUACCUAGCUCAGUCGUGAACGCAAUAAAUCGAUGAUUACAACACUAAUGA
Messenger RNA from Pocillopora damicornis (cauliflower coral), 1246 nucleotides. RefSeq lists its product as uncharacterized. The record is from RefSeq and is a predicted model, not a curated record. Lineage: Eukaryota; Metazoa; Cnidaria; Anthozoa; Scleractinia; Pocilloporidae.